AUGUCCACCAGCACCCACAGCCACGCCGGGAGCCAGCAGUUCCCGGGGAAUUGCACCCUGGAGAAGGCCCUGCAGACCGUGGUGGACAUGUUCCACCAGUACAGCAUCCGCCAGGGUGAGAUAGACCUCCUGAGCAUGAGCGACUUCACCACGCUGCUGAAGGAGCAGGCGCCGUCCUUCCUGCAGACCUGCGACAGGAACCGAGCUGGCUACUUGGAGAAGCUCUUCCAGGAGACCGACCUGAACAAGGACAAGGAGCUGAGCUUUGAGGAAUUCACCGUCGUGCUGAGCAAGCUGGCUGAUGAUGCCCACCGCAUCAGCCAUGGCUCCGAGCGCUGCGGGCCCGACAAGGAUUGA
This is a messenger RNA of Melozone crissalis (California towhee), 357 nucleotides long. Its product is annotated as protein S100-A7A-like. Gene Ontology annotation, molecular function: calcium ion binding. The record is from RefSeq and is a predicted model, not a curated record. Bases 1 to 357 code for a protein of 118 amino acids. Lineage: Eukaryota; Metazoa; Chordata; Aves; Passeriformes; Passerellidae. The transcript has 2 exons.